GCAGCUGAUAUAAGGACGUGGUUUCUUCCGGAGAAAAGUGGAUUUUGCCUCCCUUAAAAGACGAUUUUAGAGGAGAUGUGAUCCUCUUUUAAUAACCAAAUGUAAAUAUUUUAGUACGAGUUGGUUUGACUUUAUUGUAUAAUGACAGGUUUCUGUUUUUUUCACCGGGAUCUCGACUCUGUAAUGCUGACUAGCUCCCCAUCGAGUGAAGAAACAAUGCAGGCCUAGCUAGCAUGAGAUGUUAGCUAGUGGAGGCUAAUCGGAUAACUGGUCCAGCAUUCCGCAGUGGGAUUUAAAUCUUGGACGAGGCUGUGAUUCUUAGCUGCUGCAACGUAAAAUCCGCCAUGAGUUCGCAGCUACAAGUCUUCUCCCCCCCAUCAAUCUCCUCCAGUGCCUUUUGCCGUGUUAAGAAACUCAAGGUGGAGAGCAAUGUCUGGGACGUGUCCACCACUGAAGCUUACAGCUCGAUAGCAGGCCAGUCCGCAUACGCAUUUACCCCAGCCGUGGCUGUGCCGCCCUUUGCACCAUCCCUUGUCUUCCCUCCAGCAGCUUCCGGCUCAAGGGGUCAAGUGGUGGUGCGUGCGGCUGAUAGCACAGGUAGUCUUCCUCGAGGGUCCAGUCGACGUGUCGCUGAGCACACCACAUCCUCCUACAAUCAUGACACAUCCACUGAGACAAAGCCCCACAGACACGGGCAGAAGAGAAAAAUCGAAGAGGCCAGUGAAGGCAGUGGGAGUGGAUGUGGCAGUGUCCAGAUAUUAGAGGAGCUCUCAGCCCCUGCCGCAACUUACUCCAACCGUACGGGUGGUGGAGGAGGGGGCACUGGCCAGUCUAUACCUCACUCGGCUCCAACCACCAAGAGUAGCAGCUCAAAUGGUGAGGGGGAUUAUCAGCUUGUGCAGCACGAGAUCCUCUGCUCCGUGUCCUGCAGCUAUGAAGUGCUGGAGUUUCUGGGAAGGGGCACGUUUGGACAAGUGGCAAAGUGUUGGAAGAGGGGCACCAAUGAGAUUGUAGCCAUAAAGAUUCUCAAAAACCACCCUUCAUAUGCACGUCAGGGCCAAAUUGAGGUGGGCAUCUUGAACCGACUGAGUGCUGAGAAUGCUGAUGAGUAUAACUUUGUGCGCUCCUAUGAAUGCUUCCAGCACAAAGGCCAUACCUGUUUGGUGUUUGAGAUGCUAGAGCAGAAUCUCUAUGACUUUCUCAAGCACAGCAAGUUCAGCCCGCUCCCCCUUCGGCACAUCAGACCCAUCCUGCAGCAGGUGGCUACAGCCUUGAUGAAACUGAAGAGCCUGGGAUUGAUUCAUGCAGACCUGAAACCUGAAAAUAUCAUGCUGGUCGACCCUCUUAGACAGCCUUACAGGGUGAAGGUUAUUGACUUUGGCUCGGCAAGUCACGUGUCCAAAGCAGUUUGCUCAACGUACCUACAGUCUCGGUACUACAGGGCUCCAGAGAUUAUUUUGGGUCUGCCGUUCUGUGAAGCCAUUGACAUGUGGUCUCUAGGCUGUGUGAUUGCUGAGCUGUUUCUGGGUUGGCCUCUAUACCCAGGAGCCUCUGAGUACGACCAGAUCCGCUACAUUUCUCAGACUCAAGGCCUUCCUGCAGAGUACCUCCUGAGCGCCGGCACUAAGACCAGUCGUUUCUUUAACCGCGGCCCUGACUCUAGCUACCCUCUGUGGAGGCUUAAGACUCCAGCAGAGCACGAGAUGGAGAUGGGCAUCAAAUCAAAGGAGGCCAGGAAGUACAUCUUUAACUGUCUGGAUGACAUGAUGCAGGUCAACCUGUCCUCUCACUUGGAGGGGACAGACAUGCUGGCAGAGAAAGCUGACAGACGAGAGUUUAUAGACCUCUUAAAGCGAAUGCUCCGUCUGGAUGCGGAUAAAAGAAUCACCCCUACAAAAACUCUUGGUCACCCUUUUGUCACAAUGAGCCACCUAAUGGAUUACCCACACAGCUCCCAUGUGAAGUCGUGCUUCCAGAACAUGGAGAUUUGCAAACGGAGGUGCUCCUAUGACAGUGGAAAAUCCCUGUACUCCACCAAUGCAGUUCCCAGCGCUGCAUCAGGCAACCUCACGGUUACCUUCAGUAGCCAGCUCAACCAGCAUAACCAGGUACCCUCUGCAGGGGGUGCUGUGCCUCUGCUGAACUACCAGCCUGCUCUUUAUCAGCAGGCAACUAUCAACAUUCCUGGGUUGGCUCAACAGAGCGUCCCUAUUCCAACACGUGCUGCUGGGCUGUGUAGCCAGACAGAGCCCUUCCAGCAGACCCUCAUUGUCUGUCCACCCUCCACUAUUCAAGGGCUCCAGUCAUCUAGCAAAAGUUCCAGUUUCCCUGUAAGGGUGGAGAACUCUGUCCCCAUGGUACCUCAGAACCAGUCUGCUCAGCCAUUACAGAUCCAGCCAAGCAUGCUUGCACAGCUGACCAGUGCCGGUGGUUAUGUGUGCUCUCCCCUUAUCGUCAUCAGCCAUGAGGGGUGUUACAGUCAGGCAUAUCUUAACACUGGCCUUCCCUAUCCUCCCUCCCUCCUCCAGGGUUCCUGCACACCCCUGAUGGUGGCCACCUUGCACCCACCCCCAGCAGGCAUUGCCCCCCAGUAUUCUCUGCCCCUUGGGCUGGGCACAGGGGUGGGUCGGCCCACCCUCCUGGAGCACACAGCCACAGUGCUGCAGGCGUGGCCCACUGGUACGCAGCAGAUCCUCAUACCAUCAUCAUGGCAGCAGGUCCCAGGUGUGGCCAUCCACAGCUCUGCCCACCAGUCAAGUGUCACGGAUUCCCCCCUGGAAGGGGUCCAUGCGGGGGCUGGCGUGCAGCAGGGCCACAGCUGGCGAAACAUAAAUCAGACCAGAACACAACAAGAAAGGAAAAAAGUGAAAGCCAGACGUGGGGAAAACCGGAAUAGGGGUAUAUCUGCUGCAUCCUUACUCGGCAAUAGCGGCGUGACCCCGCAUACCUCCACACUGGCUUUGUCCCAGCCAAUUAUCAUCUCUGAUACUCCCAGCCCAGCGGUCAGCAUCAUCACCAUUCACAGUGACACUGACACUGAGGACGAGCGCAAGUUCCAUCCUGCCAGUGUCGGGCUGAGCCGGACUGAGCGCACCAAUGUCAUCAGCUGUGUCACCGUGCAUGAUUCAGACUCUUCCACAGCCAGUCCCCUGACUCCCCUCCCCCGCACACUGAACACAGCAGGCACGGUGUUGUCACGGCCGGCCAGGUCUCUGGCCGUGGUGGUGCCCUCAGUAAAAACCCAAGCGUCCGAGAAAGGGGCAGCCUCACAUGGCCGCGUAGAGACUGUGAACUACAUGAAGCCUAAGAGAUCAUCCAACAGACAGCCCUGCAGCUCAGGGGAGGGCCUGGAUCGUCACGGGUUGGUCCCAAGCCAGUCUCACCCCUUAAACCUCAGCCAGGUCCAGUCGGUGGUUUCUUCAUCUCAGGAGCGCUUGGGGGCAUCCCACGGUGACUCUUCUCUGCGUCGCCAGCAGACGUUCCCCCCCACCGUCUCUGCCUCUCACUACAGCUUCCCCGAAGUGUCCGCCGGCAGCCUGUACACCUACCCAGCCUCCACAGCCCUGUCCUCCGCCUCUCAGGCCAUGGAGCAGCUGCUGGGCCGCGGCCACGGCGCCCACGGACACUCCCCCGCCGCCUAUGCAGCCACGUACACCUCCUCCUCCUCCAGGAGGGACUCGGGCAGCCGCAAGGAUUCGGUCAGCAGCCUGCUGCACGGCCUGCCCGCUGCCUAUCAGCACCAGUUUGCAGCCGGCCCUCCGUACGUCAGCGUGACGCCCCGGGCUGAAGCUUACAGUGCCUACCAGCUGAGCCCCAGGCGCCUCGCCCAGUACCCGUACUUAUAGUAGGGCUGCUGUGCCUACACAGAGUCCCACACAGCUCACACAAAGAAAAGGCUUCUGCGUCUCCACUCUCAAUCCACCACAAAGGGACUUUUGAAACUGUAGAAAAAAACCUGUUGGUCACUUACGUGUUUGCUGCUUUUAAUGACAAGACACCUAUUCACUUCUAGCUCAUUUACCUGUUCGUUUGGACUCUUUUAUCGUCUUUGAAAUGCCCUGCGCUGUUUCGCAUCUUCUUAUUUUCCCUUAAAAACAUUGUGGCCCAUAUUUUAACCCCCACCUAUUCAGAAAGAAUCGUGUUAACUGUAUAUUACACCCGUUUAUCUUGAGGUUUUGUGUGAAGAGAGAUUAUCCUCCUGAGAGUUAGGUGAGCUUUUAGAUGCCAGACUUAGAGGGCCAGUUGAGCUCACAGUCCUUAGUUUUUCAAGAAACCUUCCACACUAAUCCACCGCAGCCCUGUGUUUUUAGUGAGCAUAUUGACUGUACGUUACCCUCGUCUGUAUACUCAUGUCUUUUUACUCUAUUUAAAUUAUGUUUUAUCGGUGUGAAGUAGGAAGAGAAAGGCCCAUGAAGAGUUGUGGAAAAACUGUGAUGGAUAUGUUAAUUUAAGUACACAUUGUGGUAGUUUGUUUUAUGUAGUGACUGUGUUUAGGCAGGAUUGAUCAUGUCCUUAUGCAAUAGAAUUGAAACUACAUACCCGCGUUCUGAAUGUAUUUAUGAAGUCCAGUGUGAUCGCCUUUUUGAGGAAUGAUGUGAAAACCCUUUAAUUUUUUUUUUUUUAAGAAAAAAAAUCCCUUCUGUUUCUCCUUUUAACAAAAAAAAAAACCCUGUUCAGGUAUUAUAAAAAAUAUUCUUUAUUUGUAAAUAAAUGUGUGUGAAGCCUGAAAAUGUAGGACCUGCUAUUACUCAAGCUGAUUUAUGGCCAGUGUUUUUGACACUCGAUAAAUGCUUGUUAAUGGGUGGCACCAAACAAAACGCCACGCUGCACAGGGACUAAUCCCAGUGUGCAGACUGUUAGAAACACUUCAGUGUCUGAGAAGUCUCCCAUCCUGUGUUUCACCCCAUUUUAUUGUCCCUUAUCCAAAUAAUUAAUCUUUCCUGCCAAAAGCUUUGUUUUUGUUUGGUUCUUCAUCUAGUGUAUGUUGUUGUUUUGUAACCUGCAGAGUCCUGCUGUGUUGAAAACGGACUUUCAGCUUCUCCUGCCACCACUUCUGAUUUGAUUUGAAAGGGGAGGACUCCGAAUGGUCUCUGAAAGUCUUUCCUUAACCUGUUUCUUUUUUUUUUCUUCCUCAGAUUUGUGUUGUAAUGUCACAAUUUUUAACUUUCACUUUAACAUAGUAUAGCUAAAAAGCCGUUUUGGUAGAAUUUAAUUCAGGGAAAAAGGUCUCGGCUCAAAUAGUCCACUGUUUCCAAUAAAGUAACCACAAUCUCA
Molecule: messenger RNA, 5274 nt
Organism: Menidia menidia (Atlantic silverside)
Lineage: Eukaryota; Metazoa; Chordata; Actinopteri; Atheriniformes; Atherinopsidae
Source: the annotation of a GenBank genome assembly